GACCUUGGGAAGAAGGGGCUUCUCGACUGUGAAGUAGGAGAGAGGCUUCCUUGGGGAGAGGAAUUUGGUUGCUGCUGCCAAAGCAGAUGGAUUCACCCAGGUCCAGUGAGCAGUGAGGGUGUGUCCAGCUCUGCUAGAGGGAGAGGGCCAUUCGGAAGGCCAAGGCUGUUUGCAUAGGAGGGAGAACUACGCUCGAGGUCAGGUCUGAGGUCCAAGACACAGGCAACAGCCCAGAGGAACCUCCACUCUGCCUGCUCAACCACCUGUCCUUGCCCUGACUCCCACCCCAUCUCCAGAUCUUCCAGGCCUGCCAUGGACUCAGCAGCCAAGGACGAAAUGCACCCCACACUUCUCCCAGGCUCUUCCUGCCCAGGACCUGAGUGGCCAGAGCAGGAGAAGGCUGAGCAGCUGGCUCGGGGUGCAGCACUGAAGUGGGCUUCAGGCAUCUUCUACCGGCCAGAACAGCUGGCCAGGCUGGGCCAGUACCGUAGCCGGGAAGUGCAGCGUACCUGCUCCCUGGAGGCGCGCAUCAAGUCAGUGGUGCAGUCAUACCUUGAAGGUGUGCAGACUGGUGUAUGGCAACUGGCCCGGGCCCUUGAGGCUGUGCAGGGAACCCGUGAGGCUCUGAGUCAGGCCCAUGAUUUGCUUCAGGAAUUGGCUCAGGCCUCACAGACCCUCGAGCCCCUGCGGGAACAAGUUGUCCAGCACAAGCAACUGCAGGCUCUGUCUCGGUUGCUGCCCAAGCUACAGGAAGUGCCAGCUGCAGUAGCCCACACACAGACCCUGAUUGAUGCCCAACAGCUCUUGGAGGCAUAUGUGAGCCUGCGGGAGCUGGAACAGCUACAAGAGGAGACAUGGAAACCCCUGGGAGGGAAGGAGUUGCCAGUCUUCCAGGGGCUAGGCCUUCUGGCUGAGGCAUUGGGUCAGGCUGUGGAGGCAGCUGCAGGGGCCGCAGGGCAGCUGGCACGUGAGGAUCCAGCCCUACUGGUGGCUGCUGUUCGUGUGGCAGAGGUGGAGUCCAAGCGUACUACUGGCCUAGGGCAGGCACCUCGAGACUGGCGACAGCGAUGCAUACGGGCACUGCAGGCAGGCCUGGAGCAGGUCCACUUCGCACCAGCUGUGCUGCCUGAGCCAGGAGCCCUGGCAGGGUGGCUGGAGGCUCUGCAGGUAGCCUUGCCUGCUGAGUUGGCCACAGCUGAGGCACUGGUAGCACCAUGCUGCCCACCACACUACAAUGUGGUCCAGCUAUGGGCCCACACCCUGCACAGUGGCUUGCGCCGCAGUGUGCAGCAACUCCUCGCUAGGCCUAAGCUGGAAGCUGCUGAUGCCUUCGCUUUGCUGCACUGGGCGCUGCAUGUGUACAUGGGGCAAGAAAUGAUGGGGAACCUGGAACUGGGGCCUGAGGCUGAUGUGUCCCAACUAGAGCCCCUCUUGACCUUGGAGAACAUUGAGCAGUUGGAGGCAACAUUUGUGGCCCAAGUUCAGGCAACUGUGUCCCAGUGGCUGCAAAAGGCACUGGAUGGGGAAGUAGCUGAGUGGAGCCGGGAGCAGGCACCUAACACAGACCCAUCUGGCUUCUACCACUCACCAAUGCCAGCUAUCGUACUGCAGAUCCUUGCUGAGAACAUUCGUGUGACCAGCCUGGUCAAUGAGUCACUGCAGCAGCGGGUGCAUGGCAUGGCUCUGUCAGAACUGGGAGUAUUUCUGAGGAGCUUCAGCGAUGCUCUAAUCCGAUUCUCCCGAAACCAUCUCAAGGGAGAAACACUGGCUCCUCACUAUGUGCCCUACCUAUUGGCUGCCUUAAACCACCAAUCAGCACUGAGCUCCUCAGUAUCUGUUCUGCAGCCCGACGGUGUAGCUUCAGGGGCCUUGGCUCCGGUAGAAGCCGCGCUGGACGAAUUACAGAGGAGGAUCUGUCGUCUGGUGUUGGAAGCCCUGCAGAUGGAGCUCCAACCCCUGUUCGCAGCUCUGCCCUCGCGCCGGUGGCUGUCGAGCUCCGAGUUGCUGGGUGGAGUGUGUGAGCAGACGUCACGCUUCUGCCGGGACUUCUGGCGCGUGAGGAAGCCCGCGGCUCAGCUGCUUCUGGCCGAGACGGAGCGCACCGUGGUGGUGCAGUACCUGCGCUCGCUGAUGCUCGGCCGCCUGGUGUGCCGCGGUGCCGACGAGCGGACCCAGGCGGCCGUGCGCCUAGGGCACGAUGCCGCCCAACUGAAGGACCUUUUCCUUGGUUUGGGCCUGGAGGAGAGCGCUCACUGCGCGCCCGUGCUGCUGGCGCUGGGGGGACUGCUCAACCUCCACGACCCCACGCUGCUCAGCCUCGAAGUGGCAGGCCUGCGGCAACAAUUUCCGGACGUGAGCGAGGAUCAUGUGUCCGCCCUCCUGGACCUGCGCGGGGACGUGUCCCGAGAGCAGCGCCAGGCCGCUCUCAACUCGCUGCAGGCCGGCCCACCGCCCUCGCCGUCCACGGGUCGCCGCGCGCUCUUCAGCCUGGUACCGGCGCCGGCGCCUGCGCUCUCCUCCUGCCUCGCCUCGGGACCCUGCUCCUGAUGCCCGUCUGCCCGCGUAAUAAAGACGCG
Jaculus jaculus (lesser Egyptian jerboa) is the source of this 2576-nucleotide messenger RNA. RefSeq names its product exocyst complex component 3 like 1 (gene Exoc3l1). Gene Ontology annotation, biological process: exocytosis; exocyst localization. Lineage: Eukaryota; Metazoa; Chordata; Mammalia; Rodentia; Dipodidae. The coding region runs from base 313 to 2547 and encodes 744 amino acids. The transcript has 14 exons. The record is from RefSeq and is a predicted model, not a curated record. Gene Ontology annotation, molecular function: SNARE binding. Gene Ontology annotation, cellular component: exocyst.